AUGCCAACAUCCAACGGGAAGAGGCACGCACAAGCGGUGUCGCGCAUCCCGCAUCUUGUGACUCCCGAGUGUUUUCACCGUCUUUGCAGCUUGAUUGCUCGAGCUCUGCUACUUGUCGCCGAUAGGUGCUCGGCCGAAUUUUAUCCCGGCGACAUAUCAUCAGCAAGUCCGAUCCCGACAGGUCACAUACCAAGGCCAACUCUGUCACCUGCAUUUCAGAGUUUCGACAAAAGGUUGAAUGCAGUCAAUGGCUGCGGACAAGCUGCCAUUGCCCUCGUGCACUGGAGACGAUUCGGGAGCAGUAUAAUGGCUGAUGAGCUGCAGACAUCUAUCAAUUACACUCUGCAGCAUCUGCAUGCAAACCACGUUGAUCAGCUUUUGCUUGGCGCUCCGAUAAGAUCCUACUGGACCGGAUACAGUUCAGCUAUCUAUAUUGCAUCGGGUGAACCUAUCCAUAAUGCGCUCAGCGCCCUGCUUGGCUCCUCUAUAAUGCAAGGUACCCAGAAACAAACACAUGAGUGUCCAAUCCAUGCACCGUCGGGUCCCACUGAUUUGGCCAUCCUUAGCAGACCCAGAUAUAGAACGCUAGAGAUCCCUAGUAUGUCAGGUGACGCUGACAACCGAUAG
This is a messenger RNA of Aspergillus niger, 627 nucleotides long. RefSeq lists its product as hypothetical. The coding region runs from base 1 to 627 and encodes 208 amino acids. Lineage: Eukaryota; Fungi; Ascomycota; Eurotiomycetes; Eurotiales; Aspergillaceae. The transcript is spliced from 5 exons. The record is from RefSeq and is a predicted model, not a curated record.